AUGACUGGGGAGCUUGAAAAGUCGAGACGUCUCUACCAAACGCUGCUGCUCCCAAAUUUUAGCAGCAUAGAGGAGGUGCGCCAGGCGUACAAGGCGUUGGCUCUCAAGUACCAUCCCGACAAAAAUCUCAACGAUCCGUCAGCGGCGGAGAAAUUUCGCGAUGUUCGUGUGGCAUACGAAAUCCUUUCGAGUUUGGAGCGGAAGCAAAAAUAUGACUGCACCCUUCGUUUGCAUCAACCACUGGGCGCCAAUUCAUUUUCGACGGGAAUUCGGACGCCACGGGCCGGGUAUACCUCGGAUUUUGGCUGCAAGUCUUAUACGAUGCCUGGAAACGCAACGAGUAAUAUUUACGAGGAGCUUAAUUCCUACGCGGCACGAAAGGCGGGGGAACGUCAGCGACGGGCCUCUUCCGCCGCCACCCCGCGGGGAGACCGUGCUUCUCAGUACACAAAGGAACAAAAGGAGUUCUUUAGAAAACGAGAAAAGGAACAUCAGGCGAACAUUCGCAAACGGAGAGAACAGGAGAAACGAGAGCAACUUGCGCGCGAUCUAGAGGCUUUGCGUCGAGAACAAGAGAGACGUGAAGAAAUUCUACAACGGUCACAGCAGCUCCGUACAGGGAAUGAAAAUCGUCGAGCAUGUGCGUCCGCUGGAAUUCGGCGUGCCUCUCCUUUUCCUCGUACAGCCUCCGAAAACACGCCGCAAGGGGGGACAAAUAAAGAGGUUCCAAAAAUUUUUUUGGCGCGUGAUAUUCACUCGGCGGCAGUCUUACCGGACACCGUGCGUCCUAUCCCAUCACCGCGUCCCCGACGCCCGUUUUGUGGCGCAAAAGAAGAUCGAGGGGAGCGCCUGCGUCAAGAGAAGGAAAGACAAGCGGAAGUGCGGCGAGCAGAGCAGGAAAAAUAUUUGGAACGGCUGAUGAGACAGCGUAUGCGAGAGGCACGGUUGAAGGAGCGAGAGUUAGAGGCGGUGGAACGCCGCGAACGAGAAAAUUUACGGCGGAUAUUGUUUUUGGAUGAGAAGAGUGAACGGGAACAAUUAGUUGAGCCACAGGAAAAACUGGAACGCCGAAGAAUAUGGAUGGAACACAAAUUGAAUAUAAGAAAUUGUGUACUGCGGUCAGGCCUCCGUAGGACGGUUGAAAAGGAGGAGGCUAAUAGAGAAGUUUUGCUGUCGUUGCAAGAGGAACAAUUUGAGCUUUUGUCUCUGCAAAAGAAGGAGUCGUGGGGUCGUGCUAGCUGCCGAAUGAACGAGAAUUUGUCGUGGAAACAGUUAAAAUCACAUCAUAAAGAAAUACAACAGGUAAUUUUUAUGCGGGAACAAAAAGAAAUUAUGUGCACUUAUUGCAUGGAAUUCGAGGCGUUGCGUUUUACGGAGGACAUGACGUUUGCUCUGAUUGAGGUUCAAAGACAGGAACAUGUAAAUAGACUUCAGUUAAUUAAGGAGUUUCGUGAUUAUUGUCGUGUGCAUUACGGAAUCCUUCAAGAAUUGAUGGAAAAUGGAUUGAUGGAGGGCGCGUUAAUCGUUGAACGGACUCUUCUAAUAAAUGAAGAAGAAUCAGCGCGUGCGCUUCUGUUGCUUGAACUGCAUGAGUGGAGAGAUCGUCAUGCGUUAGAAAAGGAUGAGCUGAGCGAAGUCCUAAAUUUGAUCAAGCAACGUGCAUCUGAGCGACAUGCGAACCAUCUCAAGGAGGUGAAGCAGACGAGACUUGCGGAACGGCGGGCAAAAGAGGCCACUAUUGCAGCGUUGCAGGUUGAAAUUCGGCACCUGCAACGGGCUAUGCGUGCGGCGUCUUUGCCUGUUUCUCCGGGUAGGGAACGGGGUGGCUUUGCUGAGAAUUUGCCGUGCGGUGUGGAGUUUUUAGGGGAGGAGGGCAUUGAUACGGCGGCACGAAGCAGCUUGGAUCUUCGUUGUGGUGCUUUACGUGACAAAGACGCCACCGUCAGCAACGGUGGCAGCCGUCACUGCGGGUCGUGGCAGUAA
Trypanosoma cruzi is the source of this 1983-nucleotide messenger RNA. Its product is annotated as chaperone DnaJ protein, putative. The coding region runs from base 1 to 1983 and encodes 660 amino acids. The record is from RefSeq and is a predicted model, not a curated record. The transcript has a single exon. NCBI's taxonomy places the organism in Eukaryota, Euglenozoa, Kinetoplastea, Trypanosomatida, Trypanosomatidae.